Camelina sativa (false flax) is the source of this 2783-nucleotide messenger RNA. Lineage: Eukaryota; Viridiplantae; Streptophyta; Magnoliopsida; Brassicales; Brassicaceae. The record is from RefSeq and is a predicted model, not a curated record.
CUGACUCUCUGAACAGAGAAGAAAAAAACAGACGCCGGAAAAAGCGAGAUAGAGAGAGAGAGAGAGAGCGAAGACGACCCACCGGAGACGAAACAUAUCAAUCCUAAUCGAAAACGAGAUAGAGAGAGAGAGAGAGCGAAGACGACCCACCGGAGACGAAACAUAUCAAUCCUAAUCGAAAACGAAGAUGGCCGUCGAGAAAUCGAACACGAGGGUGCAAGGUGUUGAGAUACUGAAGCCACGUACGGACAGCAGAGACUACCGGAUGAUUGUCCUCAAGAACUUGCUCCAGGUCCUGUUGAUCAGCGAUCCCGAUACGGAUAAGUGUGCUGCUUCAAUGAGCGUUAGUGUUGGAUCUUUCUCUGACCCACAAGGAUUAGAAGGGCUAGCUCACUUCUUAGAGCAUAUGCUAUUUUAUGCAAGUGAGAAGUAUCCGGAGGAAGAUAGUUACUCCAAGUACAUCACAGAGCAUGGAGGCAGCACAAAUGCGUAUACUGCCUCUGAAGAGACAAACUACCAUUUCGAUGUUAAUGCUGACUGUUUCGUUGAGGCUUUAGACAGAUUUGCUCAGUUCUUUAUCAAACCACUAAUGUCCGCUGAUGCCACCAUGAGAGAGAUUAAGGCUGUUGACUCAGAGAAUCAGAAAAACUUACUCUCUGAUGGUUGGCGAAUGCGACAGUUACAGAAACAUCUUAGCAAAGAAGACCAUCCAUAUCACAAGUUUAGCACAGGGAACAUGGAUACACUUCAUGUACGACCCCAAGCGAAAGGAGUGGAUACAAGGAGUGAGCUUAUUAAAUUCUAUGAGGAACAUUAUUCUGCCAACAUAAUGCAUCUGGUUGUUUAUGGGAAGGAAAGCCUUGAUAAAAUUCAAGAUCUUGUGGAAGGGAUGUUCCAGGAAAUCCAAAACACCAACAAAGUCGUCCCUAGAUUUCCUGGGCAGCCAUGUACUGAUGACCAUUUACAGAUUCUCGUGAAGGCUGUUCCUAUAAAGCAAGGACACAAACUAGGUGUUUCAUGGCCUGUAACGCCUAGCAUUCACCAUUAUGAAGAAGGACUAAGCCAGUACCUUGGCCAUCUCAUUGGCCAUGAGGGAGAAGGGAGUUUGUUCCAUGCCCUAAAAACCUUGGGUUGGGCGACGGGACUGUCUGCUGGUGAAGGAGAGUGGACUCUAGAUUAUUCUUUCUUCAAUGUUUCGAUUGAUCUUACUGAUGCUGGCCAUGAGCAUAUGCAAGAGAUUUUAGGGUUGCUGUUCAACUACAUUCAGCUAUUACAACAGACCGGUGUUUGCCAGUGGAUUUUUGAUGAGCUCUCAGCUAUUUGUGAGACGAAAUUUCAUUAUCAAGACAAAACACCACCAAUGUCCUAUAUAGUGGAUAUUGCAUCAAACAUGCAGAUAUAUCCUACCAAAGAUUGGCUGGUUGGAUCAUCGCUGCCUACUAAAUUCAAUCCAGCUACUGUACAAAAGGUUGUCGAUGAGCUUUCUCCAUGUAAUGUUCGAAUUUUAUGGGAAUCACAGAAAUUUGAAGGACAAACUGACAAGGCUGAGCCAUGGUAUAACACUGCCUAUUCUCUUGAGAAGAUAACCAGCUCCACCAUUCAGGAAUGGGUUCUGUCUGCCCCUGAUGUAAAUCUUCAUUUACCAGCGCCUAAUGUCUUUAUUCCUACGGAUUUUUCAUUAAAGGAUGCUAAAGAAAAGGAAUCCAUUCCAGUUCUGUUAAGAAAGACUCCAUUCUCAAGAAUGUGGUACAAGCCAGAUACAAUGUUCUCGAAACCAAAGGCAUAUGUUAAGAUGGAUUUCAACUGCCCACUUGCAGUCAGCUCUCCUGACGCAGCAGUUCUUACUGAUAUUUUUACACGGUUGCUGAUGGACUAUUUGAAUGAAUACGCUUAUUAUGCACAAGUUGCUGGUCUUUACUAUGGAGUGAGCCUUUCGGACAAUGGUUUCGAGUUGACCCUUCUUGGUUAUAAUCACAAAUUGAGGAUAUUGUUGGAAACUGUUGUUGCAAAGAUAGCAAAUUUUGAAGUAAAACCUGACCGAUUUGCUGUUAUCAAGGUAACCAUGUCAGACUUCAAUCGCGUUUUUUUUUUAUUACUUAGGAACGAUUCUGGCAUUUACGGUGUACAGUUCAUUAUCCAGUCCUCAGUUAAGGGCCCUGGACAUAUUGAUUCGAGGGUGGAGUCAUUACUGAAGAACUUUGAGAGUAAACUUUACGAGAUGAGUGAUGAGGAUUUCAAUAGCAAUGUAACAGCUCUAAUAGACAUGAAGCUUGAAAAACACAAGAACUUGAAGGAGGAAUCCCGGUUUUACUGGCGAGAGAUUCAAAGUGGAACACUCAAAUUUAACCGUAAAGAGGCAGAGGUCGCUGCGCUGAAGCAGCUUCAGAAGCAAGAGUUGAUAGAUUUCUUCGACGAAUACAUAAAGGUUGGAGCAGAAAAGAAGAAAUCGCUGAGCAUAAGAGUAUACGGGAGCCAGCAUUUGAAGGAAAUGGCAAGUGACAAAAACGAAGUCCCAUCACCAUGUGUUGAAAUCGAAGACAUUGUUGGUUUCAGAAAGUCCCAACCUCUUCAUGGGUCGUUCAGGGGAUGCGGACAACCCAAACUGUGAGGGCUGACGAAACUCAGUUCUUUAUACAAAGACAAAGAUGAAGACGAUAUUGUUUUUUUCUUUUAUCCUUUUCCUUGUUGUAAUACUAAAUAUCUAGGCGAAUCUUAAAUUGUUCAAAACAGAGUUUCAAUAAUCUAGAGAAUGAUCAAAAAGCGGAGAAAAAUAUUGAUUACUA